This is a messenger RNA of Rattus norvegicus (Norway rat), 2147 nucleotides long. RefSeq names its product calcium channel flower domain containing 1 (gene Cacfd1). NCBI's taxonomy places the organism in Eukaryota, Metazoa, Chordata, Mammalia, Rodentia, Muridae. Gene Ontology annotation, cellular component: membrane; synaptic vesicle; immunological synapse. The record is from RefSeq and is a predicted model, not a curated record.
UGCGCGCAGCGUUCAGCAUGAGCGGCUCGGUCGCCGCCGGAGCGGCCGCCGGCCCAGUCCCGCCGGCGCAAGAGGAGGGCAUGACAUGGUGGUACCGGUGGCUGUGCCGCCUGGCGGGAGUGCUAGGGGCAGUGUCCUGUGCCAUCUCUGGACUCUUCAACUGCGUCACGAUCCACCCUCUGAACAUCGCAGCUGGGGUGUGGAUGAUGAUGGCCAUCGUCCCCAUCGUCAUGAGCCUGACCCUGACUACACUGCUGGGCAACGCCAUCGCCUUCGCCACGGGGGUGCUGUACGGACUGUCUGCCCUGGGCAAAAAGGGAGAUGCCAUUUCUUAUGCUCGGAUCCAGCAGCAGAGGCAGCAGGCGGAUGAGGAGAAGCUGGCUGAGACAUUCGAGGGGGAACUGUGAGGUGAGGCAGGGCGCCUGUCCUCAUUGCCUACUGCCACUGGGCUCUGUGAACUUGUAGAAGGCUGAGUGUCAGCUCUGCUGAACAUCCUGGGACAGGAGUACCUGCAAGUCUCCAUGCCUCCAGUCUGCCUGUGCCUACCCUGUUCUGCGGACCUCCUGAGCCUGGAGCUCCUGCCCCACUAGUACUGAAGGCCUGGGCUGCGGGAUAUGGAUGGGGUGAACUCACUCCUGUCAGCCUGUGGCACAGAUGCUGUGCUGGUGACCCUUCCCAGGCCUAAGAGCAGUGUCCCCUGAACACAUCAGUCCUCACGAGAGGCUUCACCCAGGCUUCAGCCACUUCAGGUUUCAUCCUUUUUAGGUCUAAGGGUGCAGGUAGUUAGGGCUUUAAUUCUGCUCCAUGAACCCAUCCUUGGAGCAGAGGAAGAGUACAGCAGUGUCUUGCGGCCAGCUCCUGCCACCAGGAGCAGGAGAGAUGGCUGGUCAUUUGAGAAUCCACAGCACUCCCAGGAUGCAGCUUCCUGGCCAGAAGAGCAUCCUUGGCAGUGGCCAGAGGGCUGGUGGAAGUUCCCUAGUGCUCAGUGCUAGGAAGUGUAUGUGCGUGUCUGUCUACGGAGUGAUGUGUGGGCAUGUGUACUGCUGCUAGCCUGCACUGAGAACCUCCUCGUCGGGGAUGGCAGAUUCCUUAGUGGGCUUAACCUCAGGUAUUCUUCCCAACCUGCCCCUGGCAGCCUGUAGCCUUUGAAGAGCUGGGCAGAGACCAGAUCAACCUCUCACACAGAGCUGGCCCCUUCUCAGGUACCAGACCACAGAGAUAAGUCUGCAUGGCUGGGGCAAGGAGAGCUGCUCUGCUGGAACACGGCUCCAGGGACAUGCUCUGGCUUGUCCCCUAACCUUCCUCUUCACUGCUACCUUCCCACUGUCCUGUGACAUUGGAUUAGUGGCUGAUUAGGUGGGUCCUUGGCCACACUUGGUCGCCUGGCUGAAGAGGAUGUGUAAGGUGCUGAGCCUGCCUUCCUCCUGCACUAGGCCUUGUCCAUGGUACCCCAUCCUGGAGUUGUCAAGUUUCUAGGGGAUCUCUAGCUCAUCAGUGCCUGAGGCCAGGAGGAGUGGACAUUCUAUUUGGGAUAGCAGCAGUUCUCCAGAGAACCUGGCCAAGCUGGACCCUAGACUGGCAGAAAUGUCCUAGUGUAGCUGGCUUAGGAGGACCUGUGCCUUCACGGUUCAUCAGAGGCGAUUUUCCUUGAGCCAGGGAUGGGUUUCAAGUACUCUGUGUAUGUGUCGGGGCCUGUGCUCACAGUAAGACCUGUCUACCUCCCAGGAGGAGAAAAGGCCCCACCUGCUCCUCUGGUUACUUGAAUGGGCAUGAGAUGGGGCUAGUUCUGCCCAGGCCUCCCGCCUCUGGCAGUAGAAAUCAAAGGCUACAUGUAGAGUAAAAUUGUACCUCACUGGGGAAAUGCAUUUUGUGCUGGACAGGCAUUGGGUGAGGUAUAAAGGUAGAAGCCCCCAAACAUAGAGCAGUGUGGGCGGUCAGUCACUUAUGUCCUGAGGUUCUUGGCAGGUCCAUGGCACAGUGACUCUAGAGCCCACUGCUUUGCCUCUGAGCAUGGGCACUGUCCAGCCCAGACUAGGCCCCAUUCUUGUCUGUGUCUGGGUGUCUCCCUGUGGCUCCUUUUGCCACCCCCGGUUUGUUUGCCGACUGGAUUACAUUUUGGAGUAAAGCAAAUCUGUAGUUGGUGUGCA